Messenger RNA from Komagataella phaffii GS115, 3234 nucleotides. RefSeq names its product Karyopherin, responsible for nuclear import of Spt15p, histones H2A and H2B, and Nap1p. Gene Ontology annotation, molecular function: small GTPase binding. Gene Ontology annotation, biological process: protein import into nucleus. Lineage: Eukaryota; Fungi; Ascomycota; Pichiomycetes; Pichiales; Pichiaceae. The transcript has a single exon. Bases 1 to 3234 code for a protein of 1077 amino acids. Gene Ontology annotation, cellular component: cytosol; nuclear envelope. The record is from RefSeq and is a predicted model, not a curated record.
AUGGAGACGAAUAUAAUCCAGACCCUACGCUUUCUGGCUAGUGCUAAUAACGAUGAGCGAUCAGCUGCAGAGAAGAAUUUGAGCUCGUGCAUGGAAUCCGAUCCUUCUGGAACGAAUUUGUCUCUGAUUCGAGUUGCGUUGAAAGAUUCCGUGGAAUUAGACAUCAAGCAGGCUUCAUUGCUGGUUUUGAAGCGAUUUGUGCCGAAAUAUUGGUCCAUGGGGUUUCAAUCUUUUGUUGGACCUCCAAUUGACCAGGCAGUCAAGCAGGAAAUCAGAGCUUCGUUGCUCCAGCUUCUCAGUGACCCAAGCUCCAAGAUCAGAAGUAGUACUUCCUACGCAAUUGUCCAGAUCGCUGUUGUUGACUACCCAGACGAAUGGCCAUCACUAUUGAAUGAUCUUUACGAACUGACUAAUAGUCCAAACAGACGCUACUAUACAAUUCUGGGUGGCUUGAAAGUUCUUCAUGAUUUAUUUGACGAUCUGGUCACUGAUGAGCAAUUCUUUGAGCAAGGCGUGGGGCUUGCAGUGAUGAAACAUUGCCAGCAAUUAUUAGCAGAUAGAGACAUUCCAAUUGAACUGAAAACUGAUACUUUGAAAUUACUGCUAAGUUGUAUCAGACAACUUCAAGGACCCGAGAUUCAUGACAACGAUAAUAGAGUAUUGAUGGUGAAAGAAAUCAUUCCAGAACUGGUUAAUAUCAUUUGUUCGUUUUUGCAAGAGUUUUCAUCAGAGAAAUUCCUAGACUUGAUCAAUGUUCAGAGUUAUAAAGCUGAAUUGUAUCGAAUCUUGAACGUUAUCGCCAAUGAGUUUUCAUGGAUCUUUCUCAAAGUCAACCUUCAGCUAGCUUCUCAAUUGCUACCGUUAAUUAUAAAGGAGCUCUCAAUUUUGGAGCCGGUUUGCACCAGCUUGAUUAUAGAAACGAAGAACUCAGCUGGCAUCACGUCCGUAUUCAGAGAUUAUGAUUCCUUUAAAGAGGUAAAUAUAGAAGACUCAGACCCACUGAAAGUUAUCAAAGAUGAACUGAGUGAACAGUUAAGUUUAUUAGGUACACUUUCAGAAUUUUCCAAAAUUUCAUCCUUAGAAGAUCAGUCGUGCUUCUACACAUUAUUAGAUACCCUGACUAAACUAGCAGUCAUUCCCCAAGAUGUUGAAGAGAUUUGGGAGUCCGAUUUCAAUGAAUUUGUUACCACUGAAACUGGUAUGUCUAUUGAUUUCAGCAUAAGAUCCGAAAUACUGGAUUUCCUUUCGAAUUUGAACAAAAUUGAUUCUUCGUUUCUGACUUGCACAUUACUUGAUCGAUACACUCCGCAUGCUACUGAACUUGCAAACAAUCCCUCCGAGAUACUUCACGACUUAAAGGUAAAGGAAAGUACAGUGUUUCUUUUGGAGGGAUGUUUUGUGAAUGAGUCAGAAGGGAAGAAAAUCAACCACACUCUUUCUUCCACAUUAGAGGCAUUUCUUAACACAAUCAAACUUUACUUUGACAAUGGAGUCUUUGAUAGUGCCAGCUUUAACUUGUACAUUUGCCGAAUUAUUUUAAUUAUCCCCAGAUUUCUGGAGAAAUUUCAAGUCAAUAUUGAUCACAUUUCCUUUGGGGUCUAUGCAUUAAGAGAAAUUUUUACCAUUAAGGCGAAUAAGCCGGUUACUAAUGAGCUGAUUGAUGCUUCUAUUUUGAUCAGUUUUACCUAUUUGAAUCAUUUCAUACCAUCUUCCAAGUUUGAGACUGAUAUCCAAUAUGGAUUGCUAAACAUUGUUUCAUCUUUAGUAGAGGAUUCGGAGGAAGACACAAACACUGUGCUUUUGGAAGCCUUAUCGAUCAUUAUAAAUAUCGAUAUUCAGAGACUUAAUUCAGCUCCUGAUGCUGCGACCCUUCAGUUGAUCUACUCCAUCACUUACAAAGAUCCUUCCAAUUACCAAGCAAUUUUAAGUGCCAAGGAAUGUUUAGCUGACCUCCUUUCCGGUAUAUCGUUGGAAAAUUAUAUGAAUCAUUGUUCCAAAGGUUUACCUAUUGUAUUGGAGACGAUUACAUCAUCACUAUCCAAAACGUUGGAGUAUUCACCGGAAUUGAAUCUAUCUCUGGAGCUGCUAACCAAUUUCAUUCAGCAGGCUCCUAAGAAUGAGCUUCCAGCUAGCGUUUUCUCUGCCAUUUUUUCUCCCUUGACUAAACUGAUUUUGUCAGUGUCAGAUGACCAAAUCCUCCAGAGUUCCAGUGAAGUUUUCAAUGCUUUGCUCAAACAGGCGUCACAUUUAGUUUCACAGUAUUCGUCAGAAGAUGGCGAGAGUGGGGUAGAAAUGACUAUCAAGGUUAUAUCAAAGUUCUUGUCCCCCGAACUGUCCGAUAGUGCCAUUUUAAACCUGGGUGAUUUAAUCAUUACUUUGAUCACUUACUUCAAAGACCAGAACAUUGUUAACAAGUAUUUGGAGACCAUUUUGAAAUCAGUUACUGUCCGAUUAUCAGUAACUAAAGAAUUGGUCACCAUAGAAAAUUUGGUCUUAAUUUUCAGCACACUGACUUUGAUAUCACCUGAAGAAACUUUAGACUUUUUAACAAAUUUUACUAUCAACGAUGAACAUGGCGAGAAAAAAUCUGCUUUAUACAUCAUCCUUCCCAUCUGGUUCAACGUGUUUGAAAUUGUUAGAGGGUAUGAGCAGAUAAUAACUAACGUCAAAGCGUUUAUCGCUAUCUUCAAACUUGGUGACAUGAGGAUAGAUGAGAUGAUAGUGAAUGGCGACCUAAUAGUUGAUCCGAAUGUUGACCCUGAUCUCAUUAUCACUAGAUCAAUGGCCAAAAAGAUUCCAACUCGCUUCCAACAAAUUACAGCGUCGUUGAAAAUCCUGAAGCUUUUGAUCAACGAGCUUAAAUUCCAGUGCAAGCAAUUGGAUACAAAGAGUAUUAUUGAACGAUCUAUCGAUGUUGAUAAAGUUGUUGCAGCAGGAGGAGGUGACUUAGGACAAGACAAUGAUGACACUGAAGGCUGGGAAGACUUGGAAGAUGUUGGCAUACCCAGCUAUGAAAAGUUAAAAUCUUACAUUGACAAUGAUGAGCAUAGAGGAUACGAUAGUGACUCUGAUAACGAUAAAACCAACGCUGGUGAUGAAGCGUUGAAGGAUUUACUGAAAAGUUUUUUCAGAGACUGUGCUGUGCACAACAUCGGUAAAUUUGGAGAGCUAUAUCCUAAACUGAAUGAGGAAGAGAAAAAAGUACUCACAGAGUAUGUUGUAUUCGAUUCUUAA